UAUCAAAAGAAUAACAAUUUAACAAAAUGAAAUUCCUCAUUGUUUUCGUUGCCCUCUUCGCCGUAGCUUUGGCUGCUCCCCGUCCUGAAGAAGUUUCCAUCUUGAAAUCCGAUUCCGAAGUUGGACCCGAAUCCUUCCAACACUCUUUUGCUACCAGCGAUGGUACUCAAGCUGAAGCCCAAGGUCAUUUGGAAAAUGUUGGUACCGAUCAUGAAGCUAUCGUAGUCAAGGGCUCUUUCUCUUUCGUUGCUGAUGAUGGUCAAACCUACACCGUCAACUAUGUUGCUGAUGAAAACGGUUUCCAACCCCAAGGUGCUCAUUUGCCCGUUGCCCCUGAAGCUUAAGUUGCCUUAAUCUGAAUCUUUGUUAAAUUGUUAAAUGCUGCCUUAGUUCUUUAAGGAUAAUAAAUUGAAAAAAAUCGUUUUUUUUUAAUUCUAUUGAAA
Molecule: messenger RNA, 443 nt
Organism: Calliphora vicina (urban bluebottle blowfly)
Lineage: Eukaryota; Metazoa; Arthropoda; Insecta; Diptera; Calliphoridae
Product: larval cuticle protein 65Ag1-like
Exons: 2
Coding region: 27-344 (105 amino acids)
Cellular component (GO): chitin-based extracellular matrix
Molecular function (GO): structural constituent of chitin-based larval cuticle
Source: RefSeq, a predicted model, not a curated record